CGGAGCGCGCGCGCCAUGGACGUGAAGCGGCUGAAGGUGACGGAGCUGCGGGCCGAGCUCGGGCGGCGAGGCCUGGAUUCUCGAGGCCUCAAACUCGACCUGGUCCAGCGGCUCCAAGAGGCCCUCGACGCCGAGAUGUUGGCCGCCGGGCCUGAAGAAGCCGGCGCCGAACCCGGAGCGGCCGGCGGCGGCGGGCAAAGCCUCACCAGGGCCCGCUUGGGCGUUGAGGGGGACGACGACGACGACGACGAGGAGGAGGAGGAGGAGGAGGAAGAGGAGGAAGAAGAAGAGGAGGAGGAAGAUGAGGAGGAGGACGAAGAGGAGGAGGACGAGGAGGCGCUGCUGGCCGACGAGGAGGAGCAGCCCCCGCAACAGCAGCCUGAGGCGGCGGCGGCGUCGACAACGACGACGGCGGCGGCGUCCGGUGGCGGCGAGCAGGCCCAAACCGAGCCCGCGGAAGGCCCCGCUCAGCCCGGAGGGGUCAACGGCGCCCAAAGAGCCGCCGAAACCGGCGAGGAGGCCUCGGUGGCGGCCUCGGCCGGGGGUUCAGCGGCCAGCGGUGAAGCCGAGCAGGGCGGAGACCAAGAAGGAAAUGAGGAUGAGAAGGCAAAACAGGCUGGGCCGGACGGUGAACGCCACGGCCUCAAAAGACAGCGCGAUGAGAAGGAAGAGCACGGUCGUGCUUAUUUUGAGUUUCGAGAGGAGGCUUAUAACAGCCGAUCUAAGUCUCCACCACCCCCAGAAGAGGAACCUAGGACAGAGGAUGACGAGACUCUCGUGAUCCUGGACACAUAUACAUGCGAUCUCCACUUCAAAGCCACCAAGGACCGUUAUGGAGGGCAGCCUCUGUUUUCGGAGAAGUUCCCCAAUCUCUGGUCUGGGGCGAGAAGCACACACGGGGUGAAAGGAGGCAAAGUCUGCUUCGAGGCGAAGGUGACACAAAACCUGCAACUCAAGGAAGGCUGCACAGAGACUCAGCUGCUCCGGGUCGGAUGGUCUAUCGAUCUCUCUCGUUCCCAGCUAGGUGAGGAUGAGUUUUCUUACGGCUAUGAUGGACGAGGGCUGAAGGCUGAAAAUGGGCAGUUUGAAGAAUUCGGUCAGGCCUUUGGGGAGAACGACGUGAUCGGUUGCUUUGCCAAUUUCGAAAGCGAAGAGGUGGAGCUGUCCUUCUCCAAGAACGGGGAGGACCUGGGCGUGGCUUUCCAAAUCAGCAAAGAAUUGCUGGGGGACAGGGCCCUCCUGCCCCACGUCCUGUGCAAGAAUUGCGCCGUGGAGCUCAACUUCGGCCAGAAGGAAGAGCCCUAUUUCCCGAUUCCUGAGGGUUACCUGUUCAUUCACGCCGUCCCCGCCGAGGAGCGUGUGCGCACCCCGGCACCCCCUAAAGCGCCUGCAAAAUGUGAGGUUUUGCUGAUGGUUGGGCUACCAGGAUGUGGGAAAACGUUUUGGGCCCAGAAGCACACCGAGGAGAAUCAGGACAAGCGUUUCAACAUCUUGGGGACCGACAACAUCCUGUACCAAAUGAAGACAAAAGGCCUCGCGGUUGAAGAGCCGCUGCCUAUCGAAGCUCGCGAUUCGCUGCUUCAGCAAGCUGCCCGUUGCGUGAGCAAACUGGUCCAGAUCGCACCCCGGACAAGGAGAAAUUUUAUUCUCGAUCAGUGCAACGUCUACAACUCCGGCCAGCGAAGGAAACUUCUGCCUUUCAAAGGCUUCCUUCGCAAAGUGGUGGUGCUAGUGCCCAGCGAGGAAGAUUGGGUGGACAGGCUGCAGCAGAGGGAGAAAGCUGAAGGGGAGAACGUGCCGGAAUCAGUGAUGCUGGAAAUGAAAGCCAACUUCUCCCUUCCGGACAAAUGCGACUACAUCGACGAAGUCCUCUUUCAAGAUUUGGCGAAAGAAGAGGCCCAGCCUCUGGUCACUAAAUACAAGGAAGAUGCCCGGAAGCUCCUCCCACCUUCCGAGAAACGGACGAACCGUCGCAACAACCGGAACAAACGCAACCGCCAGAAUCGCAACCGCGGCCAGGGAUACGUCGGAGGAGGUCAGCGCCGGGGUUACAACAACCGAGCCUAUGGACAACAGCAGUACUGGGGGCAGCCUGGAAACAGAGGGGGUUAUCGCAACUUCUAUGACAGCUACAGAGGCAGGGAUUACAAUCGCUUCUACGGACGCGAUUAUGAUUACAACAGAUACCGGGACUACUACAGGGACUACAACCGAGAGUGGCAGAACUACUAUCAAGACAGAGACCGAUACUACAGGAAUUACUACGGAUACCAGGGGUACCGGUGAAACCCCUUGGCCGCCUCCACCCUUCAGCCAAGCACCCAGGCUCAACAGAGGGAGAGAAGGAGAAGGGAGAAUGUCCGCCACUUCUCCAGAAGCAAGCAACGGAAAUGGGAGUGGGGGGGGAGGGGAAAGGGGGGGGAGGAGGAAGAGGAGGAAAGCGGUGGCUGGGUUUGAGAGAGAGAGAGAGAGGGUGGGCAAGGGCGGGGGGGGGAGGUUUGAAAACCGAAACAAAAAUUGUAAAUUUUUUUUUUUAAAGUUUGUUGGAAAAAAAAAUAUUGUCUUAUUCUAUAAAAAAAAAGAGGGGGGGAAAAAAAACCGAGAAAAAAAAAACAAAAACAAAAAAAACAAACCACAUUUCAAACCCUAGUUUAGACAUUUGUAAUCCCCAUUUGUUCGCCUGGGGGGGGAAAAAAAAAACACAACUACAGAACAGCACUUAAAAAAAGCCGUCUAUUAAUCGGAUAGGAAAACAAGACAUGGUAGAGCGGCUAGGCUGGCAGCUUGUCCUGGGGGCUGGGGCGGGGCGGGGGCACCGAAACGGGAGAGGCAGGUCUCCUGGGGGGGCAGGGACGAUGCAGGGAAGACGGGGUGCAGAGCUGGGGAGAUGGAUGAUGGUUGGGCAUCCCCCCGUUUUCGACUUAAAACCCAGGGGGGAGGAAGUCGUAUGUCGACAUAUAAUUCAGUUUUCGGGCCCUUCUCCUCCGCCGCUCUGUCAAAAUAUCAGCCCGCAUUUUCAGACAGUGAAUUGCUGGAUGGCCUGUUAGAUGUUGGGUGCCACAGGCUGGAGGCUAAACUUUUCCUCGCCGUUCCUCCUCCGAGAUUUCAAGAAAGGCUCACAAAUCCCCUCCGACGUACCACCAAACCAGCCAGUUAUUCCCACCCACCCCCUCCCCGUUUGAAGCCCGUAGCUCUUUUUUCCCCUCUCCUCUCCCGAAAUUUAGCAGAGCCCCUUUUUGGAUCAUCUCUGUACAGAAUCUACGUCCUCUCCUCCUCCUCCUCCUCCUCCUCCUCCUCCUCCUCCUCCUCCUCCUCCUCCUCUCUCCUUCUAUUUUCUAUUUUAGUUUUUUAUUUUUUGCCUUGAUAACGGAACGAACAGAACUUAAAUCUCUCAGGGUUUCUGCCGGAUCUCCUGGUUGUUAGCACCUGACAUGUAUAUAGGGAAAAAAAUCUGUGCUAGCAGGUCGAAUUCAGCUUCCGAGUAGCUUUAAUGUGGAGCAUCGAAAGGUCGUUUUAUUUUGUUGCUGGUUUUUUUUUUUAUUUU
Messenger RNA from Pantherophis guttatus, 3544 nucleotides. RefSeq names its product heterogeneous nuclear ribonucleoprotein U like 2 (gene HNRNPUL2). NCBI's taxonomy places the organism in Eukaryota, Metazoa, Chordata, Lepidosauria, Squamata, Colubridae. Gene Ontology annotation, molecular function: RNA binding; protein binding. The record is from RefSeq and is a predicted model, not a curated record. Gene Ontology annotation, biological process: alternative mRNA splicing, via spliceosome. Gene Ontology annotation, cellular component: nucleus.